AUGGAUGAAGACCAGGUCAUGAGCGAUGCCAGUGACGCAUUCGACUCCUUCGCCUCGAACUCAAAGUCGAAAGGGAAAUUCGUCGAAUCCAACGCCGCUACUGAUGAGAACUUGCCAUGGGUCGAGAAAUACCGACCAGUGACACUGGACGACCUCGUUUCGCACAAGGAUAUUACCUCCACGAUUGAGCGGUUCAUUGACGAGAACAGGCUCCCACACAUGCUUUUCUACGGGCCUCCAGGAACAGGCAAAACUUCGACGAUCUUGGCAUGUGCGCGCCAACUGUACGGACCUAUGUGGAAGAGCAUGACUAUGGAGCUCAAUGCAUCCGACGACCGUGGAAUUGAUGUGGUUCGUGAGCAGAUCAAGAACUUUGCGAGCACAAAGAAGAUCUUCAGUUCGGGAUUCAAGCUGAUCAUUUUGGACGAGGCCGAUAUGAUGACCCAGACUGCUCAGAACGCCCUGCGUCGAGUCGUGGAAAAAUACACGCGGAAUGUGCGAUUCUGCAUUAUUUGUAACUACGUGAGUAAGAUCAUCCCUGCGUUGCAGUCAAGGUGUACACGUUUCAGAUUCGGACCCCUGGAGAUGAGUCAGGUCGACUCGCGCCUGGAUUUUAUCAUUCAAAACGAAGGUGUCAAGAUUACGCCCGAAGGACGAAAGGCGCUGCUCCAGUUGUCCAAGGGAGACAUGAGACGUGCACUUAACAUCAUGCAGGCCUGUCAUGCCGGUUACGACGUCGUGGACGAAGAUGCUGUUUACAACUGUACUGGAAAUCCACACCCAGCCGAUAUUGACACGAUUGUCAACAGCAUGCUCACGGAAGAUUUCACCACCGCUUACUCUAACAUUUCAUAUCUGAAGACGACGAAGGGAAUGGCAUUGCAGGAUAUUUUGACCGAAGUCUAUAACUAUCUGGAACUGGUCGACAUGCCUGCGAACUCGCGUGUCUAUCUUUUAGACAAGAUGGCCGAUGUCGAGUACAAAUUGUCGACAGGUGCAAACGAAAAGCUGCAGCUCACAUCGCUGGUCGGUUCUUUUCGAAUUGGAGCCGAGCUUAUGCAGAAGUAG
This is a messenger RNA of Gamsiella multidivaricata, 1068 nucleotides long. RefSeq names its product P-loop containing nucleoside triphosphate hydrolase protein. Gene Ontology annotation, biological process: DNA repair; DNA-templated DNA replication. Gene Ontology annotation, molecular function: DNA binding; DNA clamp loader activity; ATP hydrolysis activity. Lineage: Eukaryota; Fungi; Mortierellomycota; Mortierellomycetes; Mortierellales; Mortierellaceae. The record is from RefSeq and is a predicted model, not a curated record. The transcript has 8 exons. Bases 1 to 1068 code for a protein of 355 amino acids. Gene Ontology annotation, cellular component: Ctf18 RFC-like complex; nucleus; Rad17 RFC-like complex.